Messenger RNA from Fomitopsis serialis, 3700 nucleotides. Its product is annotated as chitin synthase-domain-containing protein. Gene Ontology annotation, cellular component: cell septum; cell periphery. The coding region runs from base 99 to 3374 and encodes 1091 amino acids. NCBI's taxonomy places the organism in Eukaryota, Fungi, Basidiomycota, Agaricomycetes, Polyporales, Fomitopsidaceae. The transcript has 7 exons. The record is from RefSeq and is a predicted model, not a curated record. Gene Ontology annotation, molecular function: chitin synthase activity.
CCCUUCGUCGUCGACGACCACCACAUGCUCGCUGUCUGAACAGCUGUACUUUGGCUGUACUCGUCGUGUCCUCUCCUUCACGACCACAUUCCUUUACCAUGGCUGCUCGGUCAGCGACCAGAACGUCACCCGCGCGUCCUCAACCCGGAGCCGCGACCAUCCGUCGCGCGAAAACCCUCACUCGUCCGGAGCGCAAUGUCGCGCCUGACGAGACCCUCGAUGCAUGGCGCAUAUUCUCCCGCCUCGUCACCUUCUGGGCCCCGAGCUCGCUCCUUCGCUCCCUCGGCGGGCUCGACGACAGACACAAGAAAGUCCUCUGCCCGCAGAUCGAGCAGCAGAGCGCGGGCCGGUACGUGCGCAAAGGCAGCGUCGACCUUGUGCUCGGCGUGCAGGGCUGGCAGAUGAACUUCACGUACUUGAGCCAGACCGCCACCCAGGGGCUGAACGUGAACUUUACGCAGCUACUGAAGGAGCCCGGACAGGACAUCACGCCAUACUUCCAACGGUCGGCGGCAGACUACCCUGCCUGCAACGGGCUCUCGUUCCGUGCGGCGGCGGAGCAGCCAUGCAAUAGCGCCACACCGUGCCCUCUCGGUGCUCUCAAUUCUUCGUCGGUGUUCGCGGGGCUGGGGGUGGAGAACACGACGCUGAUCGUGGGCUACGACUGGGACCAGGUGGCGGCGUUGGACAACUACAUGGUGCUCGACGGUGCGGUGCUGAACAUGAAUACGUACAUGAAGCUGCAUCCGAGCGCAAUUCCAUCCGACGCGCUGGAUUCGACAAUUCGGGCGGUGCUGACGGCGCCGGGCGACUGGGGGCGGGACGGGACACGGCUGUUCUCGUACCACGCAGACGUUUCGAAGGCGAUGCCAUGCAUGAUCCAGCGGUACUACGCGGGCAACAUCGACAAGAUUACCCCCGGUUGCCUGCUCUCGAACCUCAUCCUCUACGCCGGCCUCAUCGUCAUCCUCGGACUCGUGCUCAUCCGCUUCGCGAUGGCGUGCGUGUUCUCGUGGUUUGUCUCCAAGCGACUGUGCAGCCCACCCGACAGCAGGCAGCUCAUGCAGUCUGCGAUCAGUCCUGCGGUGCUCCCGGAAGGCGCGAACAUCUCCGUCGACAACAUCACCGGUACGGCUCCCUGGGCUGGUCCGGCUGGGUCGAAGAAGCUGGGUAAGCCAAGGGGUAAGGAUGUUCGCUCGCUCACAUCCUCCGCGUCCACCCUCGUCAAUGAAGCUGGCACCGUCCCAUCCACCGUGACGCUUGCACAAAUAGGCGCCGAACUCUUCGCCGUUUGUUUGGUGACGUGCUAUUCCGAGGGAGAGGAGUCGCUGCGGACGACGCUUGACUCAAUCUCCACCACGACCUAUGCCGACUCACGGAAGCUCUUGUUCGUCGUAGCUGACGGGAUGAUCACUGGUGCCGGUGAGAAGCGGAGCACGCCUGACACCUGUGUGAGUUUGCUUGAACCGGACCCGCGGUUUGGGAACCCAGCACCGAUGAGCUACGUUGCUGUCGGUGCAGGCGCAAAGGCAGAGAACAGAGCGAUGGUGUAUGCAGGUCACUACACCGUGGCCGGGCGUCGAACGCCGACUGUGAUCAUAGUGAAGUGCGGCACGGAGGCUGAGGCCGCGACUGAAAAGAAGCCGGGCAAUCGGGGCAAGCGCGACAGUCAGCUUAUCCUCAUGAACUUCUUCUCCCGCGUUACGUUCAACGAUCGGAUGACGCCUCUGGAUUUCGACCUCUUCCGGAAGGUUCAUGUCCUCAUGGGCGUCACGCCUGACUUCUUCGAGGUCUGCCUCAUGGUCGACGCGGAUACGAAGGUCUUCCCUGACUCCCUCUCGUAUCUGGUCAAUUGCAUGCAUCACGACAACAUGAUCAUGGGCGUCUGCGGAGAGACGCGUAUCGCGAACAAACGACAGUCGUGGGUCACAGCAAUCCAGGUCUUCGAGUACUUCAUUUCGCAUCACUUGGCCAAAGCCUUCGAAUCUGUGUUCGGCGGCGUUUCCUGUCUGCCGGGAUGCUUCUCUAUGUUCCGACUCAAAGCUCGUCGAGACACGGGCGACGACUGGGUUCCCCUCAUCACCAAGCCCGAGAUCGUGCAGCAGUACAGUCAGAGCGUCGUGACCACGUUGCACCAGAAGAACCUGCUUCUGCUCGGCGAGGACCGGUUCUUGACCACGAUCAUGUUCCGCACGUUCCCCAAUCGCAAGAUGAUCUUCCUGCCUCAGGCUCGCUGUCGCACCAUCGUUCCGGACACCUUCUCCGUCCUGCUGUCACAGCGCCGUCGAUGGAUCAACUCAACGAUUCACAAUCUCAUGGAGCUCGUACUCGUUCGGAAUACUUGUGGUACAUUCUGCUUCAGCACCCAGUUUGUCGUCUUCAUGGAUCUGCUCGGCACGGUCGUUCUGCCCAUCGCCAUCUCCCUGACGUACAUGCUCAUCGUUGGUAUGGCACUGGCACCACCGAAGUCGUUCGAGGAGGCAAUCCCGCUCAUCCUGCUCAUUGCCGUCUUGGGUUUGCCCGGUGUUCUCAUCAUGAUGACGACGAGGAAGGUGGUCUACGUCUUCUGGAUGAUGAUAUACUUGCUCGCACUGCCGGUGUGGAACUUCAUCCUACCCGUCUACGCUUUCUGGCACUUUGACGACUUCUCGUGGGGUGAGACCAGAAAAGUCGAGGGAGAGCUCAAGGCCGAGGGCCACGACGGAGGAGGCCCGGCAGCAUCUGGAUCUUCCGUACCACUGCGCCGAUGGGAAGAUUGGGAACGUUCGCGACUGCGUAAGAUUCGUCGGGAAGAGCGUCGGCGCAAGGAUCUCGAACGGAUGCAGGGCGCGUACAUGAGCGCCAACGGCGAGCUGACCGCUAGGCACGACUCGUAUAGCCAGUAUGAUGGGUCUGACACCGUGUCAGUCGCGUCCUCCGAGGAUGACCAAUGGGGCGCGCAAAUAGGUGGUUACAACGAGAACAGUACUGCGUAUCCUCCACCGCCCCUCGGCCUGCAACAACACGCACUCGCGAGCGCCGAAGCUAUCGCGGCCGCAGACAUGGAAGCAAUGCUAGAUGCCGGGUUUGAUGACGAGCCAUCCCCGCCAGCGUCUCGCGCGCCUUCACAAGCUCCACGUUACCAGCUCUCCGACGCCGCGCCUUCGCUCGACGUCAACGGCUACGCCCCUUUGUCUAGAUCUGGGUCGCCAGGCCCAACUCCUGGUGCCAGAGAUCAUACAUUUUCACCGAUCUCACCUAUGCGACCGACAGGGGCCGUGAGUACAGCCGUUGACGAUGAAUGGCGGGGGCACGCGAAGAAACGGAGUACGGGUCGCAAUGACACUGGGGAAUACGGACCAUUAGGGCCUCUGGAUCCCAACUCAAGAAUAUGAGGAAGGGGAUUUCAUUUUUGUCUAUAUCCGUCUUUAACUCCUUCGAUGUUUGAACUUCUUUGUACCGGGCAGUCAUACCCGCUCCCUUGUCAUCAUAUCCCACUCGCUGCAAUCGCCACCUUUACAAUACGUAGUCGGCCACCAGCCUCGUCCAUACCACUAGGUCCCGUGCAUCCAUACAUACCAUUCACCCGUAAUAAGGGUAACCGCAUCUCUGUCGUACGGCUGUUGCAUUCCUUGGAUGUCGCAUCACUUCUCUAAUCUACCAUGUGAAUAGCCAUAGACGUAGCGAGUAGAGGAGCGGCAAUGUAUCAGAUAUUUCCCAA